Molecule: messenger RNA, 1050 nt
Organism: Lathyrus oleraceus (garden pea)
Lineage: Eukaryota; Viridiplantae; Streptophyta; Magnoliopsida; Fabales; Fabaceae
Exons: 4
Coding region: 1-1050 (349 amino acids)
Source: RefSeq, a predicted model, not a curated record
AUGCACUGGCUUCGUGACGACGAUCUCAAUAUCAAGUUCUUCCACAUGUCGGAAAUGACGAGAAAUAACUUUAAGAAGAUUGAUAUGCUUAUUAAUGAUGAUGAUGUGGAAGUUAAAUACCAAGUCGACAAUGAUAGACUAGUUGCUCCAGUUUCUAAGAAGGAGUUAUACGAGGAUCUUAUUCAUAUGCACCCCGAUAAAUCUUCGGGACCCGAUGGUUUUGAUCCUUCUUUCUACCAAAUGCUUUGGGAUUUGUGCGGGGAUGAUAUUUAUGGUGCUGAUCUGAGACCUAUUUCUCUUUGCAAUGUGGUUUACAAAAUAGGGUCGAAACUUCUCGCAAACAUAUUGAAAAAGUGCUUGCCUAAAUGUCUUUCUAAGGAGCUGUCAAAUUUUGUCGAAGGGCGCUAUAUUCUUGAUAAUGCCAUGCUAGCUAUUGAAAUCAUACAUGCAUUAAAGAUAAAAACUAAAGGUUUUAAAGGAGAGUUAGAUCUUAAAAUAGAUAUUAAUAAAGCAUAUGAUAUAAUGGAUUGGUGUUUUUUGAGAGGUGUGCUUAGUCGAAUGGGUUUUGCUGAUAAAUGGAUCCAUUGGGUGAUGAUGUGUGUUACAUCAGUUAAUUAUUCUGUUAUGGUGACACACCUUAUGGAGUUGCUUAGAGUCUAUGCAGAAGCGUCGGGUCAAGAGAUAAAUAUGACUAAGUCUGAAGUGUUUUUCAGCCGUAAUAUUAGUAGACUGGCGCAAGAAGAUCUUGCUCGUGUCAUGGGAUUCCGUCAAGUGUUAGGAGCAUCCAUGUAUUUGGGAUUACCAUCGAUGAUUGGCAGAAGUAGAAAAGCAACUUUUGCUUUCAUCAAGGACCGUAUUUGGAAGAAAACUAACGCUUGGAGAGGAAGGUCUUUGUCUAAGGAAGGGAAUGAGGUAAUGAUUAAGUCAAUGCUUCAAGCCAUUCCAUCUUACAUUAUGAGUGUAUUUAUUAUACCAGAUUCUCUAGUGAACGAUAUUGAGAAGAGAUUGAAUUAUUUCUGGUGGGGAGGUAGUAACAUGAUAAAGGAAUAA